UAAAGUAUAUAAAAUUGUCUCUUCUGGAAGAUCGUGGGAAUUUCCUUACACAAGUGGGAUUUUAAUAAUUAUUUGGAUCACUUAUUGCAUUGUGAAGAGGAAGAAAAAAAAGGGAGAGAAGGAGGUCAGGAAAUGGAGAACAGGGCAGAGAAGAGAAGGAUUAUGUUAGUUCCAGUUGCUGCACAAGGACAUGUAACUCCUAUGAUGCAACUUGGGGAAGCCCUUAUGUUAAAGGGCUUCUCGAUUACAGUUGCUCAAAGACAGUUCAAGCAAAUAAGCUCUUCAUUGCAACAUGUUCAUGGUUUUGACUUUGUCACAAUACCAGAAAGCUUAAUUACCUCAGUCUGAAUCUAAUAAACUAGGACCAGCCGAGAUUCUGAUGAAGCUCAAUAAAACAAGUGAGGCUAGCUAUAAGGAGUGUAUAAGUCAGUUAUAACAAGGCAAUGAUAUCGCAUGUAUCAUCUAUGACAAGCUUAUGUACUUCUGUGAAGCUGCAGCUAAAGAGUUCAACCUUCCUAGUGUCAUCUUCAGCACCAGCAGUGCUACCAUUCAAGUUUGCUACUGUGUUUUAAGUAAACUCAAUGCCGAGAAGUUCUUGAUCGAUAUGACAGAUCCUGAAAUGAAAGAGAAGAUGUUGGAAGGUUUAUAUCCUUUAAGAUACAAAGACCUACCUACUUCAGGAUUUGGUCCAUUGGAGCCACUUUUGGAUAUGUGUAGGGAAGUAGUUAACACAAAAACAGCUUCCGCUAUUAUCAUCAACACGGCUAACUGUCUAGAGAGCUCGUCUCUGUCAUGGCUGCAACAAGAACUCGGAAUAUUUGUGUACUCAUUAGGCCCUCUUCACAUUACAACUUCAUUGCCGGGAGGACCGGGACCUAGUUUACUACAAGAGGACAUGAGCUGCGUUGAAUGGCUUAACAAGCAGAAACCAAGGUCAGUCAUAUACAUAAGCUUGGGAAGCAAAGCUCACAUGGAAACCAAAGAGAUGUUAGAGAUGUCUUGGGGACUUUCCAAUAGCAAACAACCAUUCUUAUGGGUCAUCCGACCGGGUAUUUUCAAUACUAUAUUUUCAAUAUUUUAUAUGUAGGGUGUGUAAAU
Camelina sativa (false flax) is the source of this 1098-nucleotide messenger RNA. The record is from RefSeq and is a predicted model, not a curated record. NCBI's taxonomy places the organism in Eukaryota, Viridiplantae, Streptophyta, Magnoliopsida, Brassicales, Brassicaceae.